CUCGGUGGGACAAAAGACUUGCACCCUCGAAGUGGCAGCUGGAAAUAUCACCCCUUCCCAUAAGUUUCACACCUCUGAUUUGCAAGCGCUGUUUAGCUUGCUAUUUAGCUUUUUGUGUGGAAAAAGGAAUAUUAAAGAAGUCGCCCAUCUCCGGAAUUUCUACUUGAUUUUAUUUUUUUCCAUUUGAAUUCCUGCCCAAAGAGAAAUAUCAGGACCCAUCAGCUGCAGAAGCAAGACGCACACAUUGGCGGAUCAUUUUGAAGAACUUGGCAUCUGUACAGCAGACAUUGUGGGUAACGUAGGGUUAUUCGGCGUUUUUUCCUGAUAUAUUUUCUUAAUGAAAACCCUACGACAGUGGACUAAGGAAGAUGGAAGGACUAUAACUUUGGAACGGAAUUGGAGCUGACACGGUUGCGAGAUAAGAUAAUCUACUGACUCCCGACUGUUUUAUGGAUGGUAAUUAGAGCUCCAGUUCUAAGAUGCCCCCCUCUGCCACACUACCGCUGGUGCUGAUGCUGCUGGAGGCUCUGCUGGGCGGGGGACUGUGCUGUCCGCACCCGUGUGCCUGUUACCUCCCGACUGAAGUGCACUGUACCUUCCGCUCCCUGCUCAAAGUGCCUGCUGCUAUACCCAGGGAGGUGGAGCGCAUGAAUCUGGGAUUCAACACGAUUAAUGAGAUAACUGAAAGCUCAUUUGCUGGAUUAAGAAAACUGGACCUUCUAAUGUUGCAUGGCAAUGACAUCCACAAAAUCCCCCAUGGUGCCUUCAAGGAUUUGGAGUCCUUACAGGUCCUGAAAAUGAGUUACAACAAAGUAAAAGUGAUCACUGGACACACCUUGGUGGGCUUAUCGGGCCUGAUGAGACUACACUUGGACCACAACCGCAUCGAGUUCAUCCACCCGGACGCAUUCCACGGCAUGACGUCUUUGCGCCUCAUCAACUUGGAGGGCAACCACCUCCAGCAGCUCCACCCCUCCACCUUCAGCACCUUCUCCCUGAUGCAGCAGUUUCCCCUCUCCACCGUCAAGCACUUGCACCUGGCUGACAACCUGCUCACCACCCUCCCUAACAACAUGCUGACAACCAUGCCGCAGCUGGAAAGUCUCUUCAUCUAUGGCAAUCCCUGGAGCUGUGAUUGUAGAAUGAACCCUUUCUUGCAUUGGAUUGCUGGUCAUCCUGGAGUUCUGAAAUGUAAGAAGGACAAAGCAUACCCUAAGGGGCUUCUCUGCCCAAUGUGCACAUCCCCAAAACAUCUGGCAAACAAAACCAUUUCAGGCCUCGAGGACCCCCCGUGCUCAGGACCCCGUAUCGCCUCCACUGAGACGGAUCCCACCUCGGAGCCCGGCCCAAGUGAAGAACUGCUGACCACAGACCAGUUACGACAGCCGUUUGGAAACAUCACACUCAAUCUUUCUGAUGAGCAUGGAAAUAAAGUGGAUCUCAGCUGUCGAAUCGAGGCACCGGGAGAUUCCACUAAAAUUGGAUGGGGAAUGGACUCUGAGCAGAUUGCGGCUAACAUGACUCUCUCCCUGAAUCUGGACUGCCCCAUUGAGCGGGAGGAUUAUGAGAGGCUGUGGAAGCUGAUUGCGUACUACAGUGAGGCACCUGUCCACCUACAGAGAGACAUCAUGCUGAGUAAACAGCCCAAGCUGAGUUAUAGGUACAGGCAAGAUGUGGAAAGGGACGCGUAUUACUAUACGGGAGUGCAAGCCAGGGUUAUAUCUGAGCCGUCCUGGCUGAUGCAGUCCUCCAUGAACUUACAACUGAACAGGCCCCAAUCAACUGGGAAAAACGUCAAGCUCUUCCUAGGGACACAUUUUUCCUCCAAAUUUGAGACUGAAAUGGUCAGACGACAACGGAGAGAAUGGGUUAUUAUCGAACACAACAACAAAACCGAGACUUCCCUGACUGGUUUAGCGAGGGGCACAAUGGAAAUGGACUGCAAUGUGCUAAGUUCAGGUCACCCAUCUGUCAGUUGGCUGCUGCCUGACGGUUCAAAAAUGAGGGCGCCACACACCAGCACAGACGGCAGGAUUGUAGUCUCUAGCAAUGGGAAGAUGGUCAUAAAAGCACUGAGCCACACUGAUGCAGGGGUGUAUUACUGCACUGCCGAGGUGAAGAACGAUCUUGACUUUCUAGCGUUUCGCCUGGCCGUGGUGGAGUCCUCGGCUCCACCGCCAGGCGAUAAGGCAGGCCCGGCGGUAGCACACUCAGUCGGAGAGCCUGUAUCCCUGCCAUGCAUCACCUCUGCAGCCCCUGACGCUGACAUUUACUGGAUUUUCCCGGACGGGAGCAAAGCCAGCGUUAGAGCCAACUCGUCAAAGGCGUACGUUUUCGCCAACGGAACACUGUUUAUGCCACACAGCCAGCUCAGUAACAAUGGAUAUUACAAGUGUGUGGCUAUUAACUCGCACGGGUCAGACACUCUGGCAUCCAAGGUCACAAUCACACCAAGAGAGGGGGGCUUACAGCCUCUGAAACGGUACCCCAUGAGGCCGCAGUCUGCUGCAGGAGUCUCCACUAAAAUAAAAGCUUUCAUUGAGGAUGUGGAUGAGUCUUCGGGAGAUUAUGGGAACUGGGAAAAAAGACAAAAUAAUCUGAACAGUGUUCGUAGGAACAGGACAAGGAUACCCCAGGCUAGAUUCCGUGGAAAACCACACCAAUAUCCUCAGCGAAGACUGCCUGGCUCUAGAAAACAUAUUCGAAAAGGAUAUAACGGCCAAAAUAGGCAGGAUGGUGCAGGGAUAAGAAGAAAAUCUGGAGCACCGAUAGAUCCUCAAAAAUGGGCAGCCAUUUUAGCCAAAAUUCGUCAACAGACUGCUGCUAAAACCACUACCCCUAGCCCUGUUCACAUGAGUGCAGUGGUGACAGAAGUACCUCCUGAAGAGCCCUCCCACUCAAGAAAGCCAGAUCCUGUUGACAGUACUGAGGGAUCAACUCCAGAUGACACUAACCUGCCAAAAGAAGAAUUAAAUGUCCGCAACACUCCUCAAAUUCCUCCGCAAAUUCCCCAACACCAAACAGUCACAGUCCCAGCUCACACAACAUACCAGACUAAUGAUAUUUACCAAUUACAAACCCCUAAAUUGAACACAGUGGUAAAACCACAAAACUCUGUGCUAGAUAGUGCUGUGAAUCCCACCUCAGCAGCUGGCCAUACAAACACACAAAGGGCUCCUCCUGAAGCCAUAAACAUUGAAGACGACGAUGGCCUGCACAAAACACAUAUUGUGACAGUGGAAAAUAAUCAGGCUGUCACUGUUUCACUUACUACCCCAAAACUUAAGUCGGUUGCCAUCGAAGCUGAAUCAGAAACUCCUGGGGUAAACACGAAUGAUAAAGGUGUCAGCCUCACUUCAAAGUUCACAACCUCUUUACCUUCUGUCAAAACCACACUUACUCCAUCUACAUCUACAUCUGCCAAACAAGGAGCGCCAUCUCGGCCAAACAGCCCAUGGAAUUCAAGAAGACGGUUCGGUAAUAGGAGACGGAUAAACAGACUCAGACAAAGACCACAACCACCACGUCGAACUACUCCGGAGCCACAGCGACCGGCAACCUUCACCACCACCACUACCACCACCUUAUUGCCGGUCAGAUCUUCAGAAGCCCCAGAAGUUAGCAUUAGCACAUUAUCUAGCACUGCUCUUCUAACUGAAAAUGCAGUUGUUGUCUCAGAGACUACUCUGUCAUUACACACGGAUGGAAUACUGACAAGACAGGAACAGCUCAAUCUUAAUUAUGCUGAGUCGGGAAAGCAGCCUGUUACGCCAGAGAGUACUUCUUCACCAUUACUGUCACUUGUGACAACACAGGGAAACCCCCAAGGACACCAGCACACUGCUUCUGUGGUGGAAAUCCCAACUACUACUACAACCGCGCCAAGUCACAAAUCUGUCUCUAUGGCGGCUGGCCAUGAAGAGUCCGUGUUAGUCAUCUCUGCAGACUUGGAACUGGACGAAGUGCUUAGUGAACAUGUGACAACUCAGAGCUACACAACAAGUGAUGCUACAUCACCACAAUCAGAGAUAAGCAUUAGAGAACAAGUCACAAGUCAGAGCUACACAACAACCGAUGCUACAUCACCACAAUCAGAGAUCAACAUUAGUGAGCAUGUCACAACUGAGAGCUACACAACAAGCGAUGCUGCAUCACCACAAUCAGAGAUUAACAAUGAUAAUCAUGCUUCCACAGAGUCAACCUCUCAUCCCUUAGGUCUAGAGGAAGAUUUUGUAGACAUCAGAGGCACAGCAGUCAGUCAGACUGUAAGCCACAAUUACAAUAUCAAGCACCUGGAAGAGAAUAUGCCAUACAUCUCCACAACCAUUCCUCCAAAAACAGCACCUAGGGAAACUGAAGAGGCAGCAUCACCUGUACUAAUAGAUACAGAAUCUUCUCAGAUCUCGACACAGUUUCAUAUUUCACCCUCUUGGCAUGAGCCCAACAUCGUCUCCCCCAUUGCUGAGACACCCGUGGCAGGUGAAACGAGAGCAAAUACACCACAGCCCAAACAAGAGAGCAGUUUUGAACAAAAACACAUCAGAGAGACUACCACUGAACCAAUAACCACAAUGGAUGACACAACAAAACCAAAGACUAUGUUAAUGUCUAAAACCCCAACGACAACAAAGUCUGCUCCUAAAAGGGCUGUUCUGCCGACAUCAGCCUCGUCCCGAUCACAGCCCAGUUUAGCAUUACCUGAUAGCAACAGGGAAGGCCAGAGCUCAAAGUAUCCUGGAGAAAACUAUAUUCCUGACGGCGGAAGGCAUCCAGGCACUUACAGACACACGUAUUACCCCAACAAUAAGAAUCCAUUCAUCAUUCGCAGGCCUGAUAUAGUAGAUCAAGUAGGCAUACAAUUUGUCACCACUUCCCCAGAGAAAAAAGGACAAGUUGAAAGGUCAACAAUCGCAAAGCCACUCAUUACCUCUCCAGCUGUGACCAAAACUUCAACUGCUCCGCCAACUGUCUUUAAGACACCCUCUUCAUCAAAAUUCAACGCUCCUCCACAUCAAACAAAUCAAAGUUCAACAAACUCUCGACACUCCAACACAGUAUUUUCUUCCAACACAUACAACAGGUCUCCUCAAAGGCCUGCCGCAGUGCCUGGACUAAAAGUAAAGCCAAAGAUUACCACCAGCAACAUCUACACAUUUAUAGUCAAUGCAUCUACAAAUGUGUCGCUUCCCUGUGAUGCCGUAGGCGAACCCAAGCCGUUCCUGACAUGGACUAAAGUUUCUACAGGUGCUAUCAUGUCGGCCAACAGUCAGCUGCAGAGGUUUGAAGUGCUGCCCAACGGGACCUUUGUCAUCCGUGAUGUGCAGCUUCAGGACCGAGGCCAAUAUCUUUGCACAGCCCAGAACCUUUACGGCGUGGAUAAGAUGACGAUCACACUGUUUGUCUUGGCUCAACAGCCCAAAGUGAUCAACCCGAGGCACCGUGACGUGACCGUGUACCUUGGGGAAAACACCAAUCUAGAGUGCCGCGCCCAGGGUCUGCCCGAGCCACACAUCACCUGGGUCCUGCCUGACAAGUCUGUGCUGCAUACAGUGAGCACGACGGAGCAGCGCGUCAUGCUUCUACCCAACCGAACUCUGCAGGUCAAGCAGGUCAACUACCCGGACCGAGGGAUUUAUAAAUGCAUAGCCAGCAACGUGGCCGGGGCCGACACGCUCUCGGUGCGCUUACACAUCGCUGCACUUCCUCCAAUGAUACAGCAGCCUCUUCAUGAGAACUUAACCGUCCUGGAGGGCCAGGCCGUCUUCAUCAACUGCAGCGCCAAGGGGGCGCCCCAGCCAGCCAUACGCUGGACGGUCUUUGACGGCACACAGAUACGCCCGUCGCAGUUUGUCAAGGGAAAUAUGUUUGUCUUCCCAAACGGAACGCUGUACAUUCGCAAUCUGUCCGGUAAGGACUCUGGAAGCUACGAGUGCAUGGCCAUUAACACAGUUGGGGCCGCAAGAAGGACAGUGAGCCUUGUGGUGAAAAAGAACACGGCUACCGCUAAAAUCACCUCCACGUCUCCUCAAAGCACGGAUGUCUUGUAUGGAGAGACACUGCUGCUAGACUGCAGGGCCUCUGGUGACCCACCUCCGAGGAUUGUCUGGAGGACCCCGUCCAAGAAAUUAAUAGACGCUCAUUACAGCUUUGAUCGCCGGAUGAAAGUCUACGCCAAUGGCACAUUAUUAAUUCAGGAUGUGACCGAUAAAGACGAAGGAGACUACUUGUGCGUUGCCAGAAACAAAAUGGGGGACGACUACGUGCUCCUCAAGGCCAAUGUGAUGAUGAAGGCGGCCAAGAUCGAAGCAAAGCAGCAAGGGAGCAGCCAGAAAAAGGUCUCCUACGGAGGAGACUUGAAAGUAGAUUGCAUCGCCUCCGGCCUCCCCAAUCCGGAGAUCAGGUGGAGUUUGCCAGAUGGAACUAUGAUUAACAGCGUUAUGCAAGCGGACGAUAGCGGAGCCACGGUGCGCACCAGAAGGUAUGUGCUUUUCGACAACGGCACCCUUUACUUUAAUGAGGUGGGAAUGAGAGAGGAGGGGGACUACACAUGCUACGCCGAGAACCGACUUGGCAAGGACGAGAUGAGGGUUCACGUCAAGGUCGUGGCUGCUCCCCCAGUCAUCAGGAAUAAAAGCCAUGAAAUCGUCAAAGUGAACUAUGGGGAUACGGUGGCGCUCGCAUGCAGUGCCAAAGGGGAGCCGACUCCCACCGUCACGUGGCUCUCUCCCACCAGCCGUAUCGUACCCCCCGUCUCAGACAAAUACCAGCUGCGGUCAGACGGGACUCUGCUCGUUCAGAAAGUGCAGAGGUUAGACAACGGCACCUACACGUGCAUGGCGAGAAACACAGCAGGCAUGGACAGGAAGUCUGUGACGGUGGAUGUUCUCGUCUCACCUCCCAUCAUCAAUGGGCUGAACCAGUCAGUCAGCUCCUCUCACGAGACUGCCAUGAGGGACCAGCGCAUGUUGCUCCACUGCAAAGCGGAGGGCACCCCGGUGCCGCGGGUCAUGUGGGUGUUGCCCGAGAAUGUGGUGCUGCCCGCCCCGUACUACGGCAGCAGAAUCACAGUGCACCGCAAUGGGACGCUGGACAUCCGUUCUCUGAGGACGACCGACUCCGUCCAGCUACUCUGCAUCGCACGUAACGAGGGAGGGGAGGCACGCUUACAGGUGUCCCUGGAUGUCGUCGAUGAGGUGGAGAAACCCAAGUUGAAGAGCCCAGCGUCAGAAACGGUGUCUCUCACCAGUGGCGUUUCCCUGACUUUGAACUGUAGCAUUGAAGGCCGGCCGACGCCCGAGGUGACCUGGAUUCUCCCCAACAGCACAACCAUCACCAGUGGCACAAGCAUUUUCAGAUACCACCACAAGCCCGACGGCAGCCUUCUCAUUAAAAACCCAACCCCAUCAGAGAUAGGUCGCUACCGUUGUGUCGGUAGAAAUUCUGCUGGGUUUGUUGAGCGUACUGUCAUAGUGCAGUCAGGAAAGAAGCCUGAUAUCAACAACAAAUACAACUCACUGGUAAGCAUUAUAAACGGGGAAAACCUGCGCUUGAACUGUCUCUCCAAAGGGCACCCCUACCCUAAGGUGACGUGGAGUCUGCCAAGUGGCGUCGUGCUCACCAGACCACAGACAAUGGGACGCUACACGGUUCUGGAAAACGGAACCCUUCUGGUGCAGCAGGCCUCCGUUUACGACAGGGGGACAUACCAGUGCAAGUCAACCAAUGAGCACGGCACAUCUGUGCUGUCCGUGCCUGUGAUCGUCAUUGCUUAUCCACCGCGUAUCACAAACGGCCCCGCGGCGGUGACGUACGCCAGGCCCGGUGUUGCCAUUCAGCUGAACUGCAUGGUCAUCGGGAUUCCCAAGGCUGAUGUGUCCUGGGAAAUGCCCGAUAAAACUCUUUUCAAAGCUGGCUCUCAGCCGCGGGUCUAUGGUAAUAAGUACCUUCAUCCACAAGGUUCCCUAGUCAUUCAGAACCCAUCCAGCAGAGACACUGGGUUCUAUAAGUGCACUGCCAAAAAUGUUGUAGGGAGUGACACCAAGUCAACAUACUUACAUGUUUUUUAAUGGUUACAAAUAUUUCAUUUUUUUUACAUGCCCAGAAAACUGCGUAAUUUUGGUGCACACGAUACUGUUCACACACCUGAGUUCGUUGAGUCUUUCAAUAUUUAAGGAAUAUCCAUGUGGUAGUGUAUGUCAGGGGGAAAAAAACAUGCACCUGUUUACACUUCUGUAAAUGUUCUGUAGAUGUUCUGUACUGAUCUCUACUAAAUUAAAAUUGAAUUACUGCAUUUUGUGUCUGGGAAUUCGGAUGCCAAAACUAAACAUUUUGAAUUGGUGACACCAGGGAACAAAAUUGUAACUUAUUUUGUCCAGUGUCCUUCAGAAUUAACUGCUCAAAUGCAUUAUUUGAUUUUACCUUUACCUUUUGUCAACUAAUACCUUAUUAUGAUACAAAUUGACUAUGUAUUUGUUACGUAAAGAAGGGAAUUUGAGUUUUAUUGUUUAAGAGACCAGCUCUUGUGUGUGUGUGUGUGUGUGUGUGUGUGUGUGUGUGUGUGUGUGUGUGUAUGUCUGUGUGUGUGUGUGUGUGUGUGUGUGUGUGUGUGUGUGUGUGUGUGUGUGUGUGUGUGUGUGUGUGUGUGUGUGUGUGUGUGUGUGUGUUGUAAUAAGCUUCAAGGUUUGUCAGAUAAUUCACACAGACACCCUUAUAUUCUGUUUUUUAUAUUUUAUUUUUCUAGUGUUUGUGUUUCAAAGCAUUAAACACAUGUAUUUUCUUAAAUUAUUUGUCUUUGCAAGACUUGUGAAACAUUUUCAUUUAUUAAUGGACAUACAGUAACUACUUUAAACAGCUUCAUAUGAAAAGCAAAAUGAACAUUACUCAUUCAUGAGCAUAUCAAAAUGAUCCGUUGAAAUACCUUUUUUGGAUCAUUUCUCCAACUUAUCGUUUCCUACAUGCCAAAAACUGUUUUAAAGACAAAGUGUGAUCAUUUUAAUUGGACCACAACAGUGGUCAGUCGCUUUUCUACUACUGCAAACAUUUUUCAAUA
Molecule: messenger RNA, 9049 nt
Organism: Engraulis encrasicolus (European anchovy)
Lineage: Eukaryota; Metazoa; Chordata; Actinopteri; Clupeiformes; Engraulidae
Gene: mxra5b
Product: matrix-remodelling associated 5b
Exons: 7
Coding region: 480-8066 (2528 amino acids)
Molecular function (GO): protein binding
Source: RefSeq, a predicted model, not a curated record